Porites evermanni is the source of this 5974-nucleotide messenger RNA. NCBI's taxonomy places the organism in Eukaryota, Metazoa, Cnidaria, Anthozoa, Scleractinia, Poritidae. The record is from the annotation of a GenBank genome assembly.
AACUCUCAAUUACCCAAUUACCAAUAUCAUGUGGACUCUAUGGUUGACACUAGGAAGGGGUUGCUGUCUUAUUUCGCAGAAACGGCAGGUGGGUGUUGGAUACUGGCGUGCACAGAGUACGCUACGAGAACACAACUGUAAUUGUAGUCGGGGGUUUUAUUAUUAUUAUUAUUAUUAUUAUUAUUAUUAUUAUUAUUAUACUUCCUUUGAAGAACUGCUCUUUUAUCAUAUCAAGGUCAUUUUUUGUAAAGUACAAAAUUAACUUGAAAUAAUUGAAGAAAACCUCCAAAUUGUGCGUUAAAUAAUUCGACCUGAAAAAAAGCAAUCCGCCCAAAAUUCAAAAGGUAGUCUUAGAUAGUGGAGAUAAAGAUAGAUUGCAAAAAACAAACUUGGAAAAUUAUGGAUGACGCAUUAACGAAGCACGAAUAAGGCUAAAUUAUUUAAAAUGCGCAAACAACUAUCUUCUUCAAUUGGUGGAAUAAAAGUUACAAUAAGAAAUGAAUUGUUUAAUAAGUUGCACAAUGAUUGUCAGAUAAAAAAUGUAGGUCCUACAUUCAGAUAGCCUGUGAACAGGCCUUUGGUCGAGCGGGGAACUCACUUUCCCUUUCCUUUCCUCGCUACUUUUUUUCCCCAAACAGAGAGCCUGUUAACAGGCUAACAUUCAGAAGUUAGUAACAAAACAAGAUCGAUGACGGAAAUAAUGCGAGUAACUUAAAUUCACCUUUGCCUUAUCUUAUUGGUAGACAAGCAUUUGCAAAGCCUCAAGACCGUCUCAGUUCCAAUAUCCACGUGCAAAUUUCCCAUACUGCUAUCAAUAAAUUUCUUUAAAGAAUAAGUUGAGAGAAUUUGAUAAAAGAUCAAAGCAUUUUCUGUUUAUUGGUUAUUUAAGAAUUUGUUCAUGCUUAGCGUGCGUAUAUCGAGUUAUGGAUGCACGCGGGAAGUUUGGAGAGCACGAAAGAUGCGUAAGAGUUGCACGAGGCGAUAGCCGAGUGCAACUCUAGCUUCUUGAGUGCUCUCCAAACUUCCCAAGUGCAUCCAUAACUCGAUAUACGCACAGCUAAAAGCAUGAGCAAAUUCUUUUAUAACAUAGCUGACAAAAAUGCUUGCUUUUUGAUUAACUACAAAAUUCUCGUAACGCGCGACACAAUAACAAACGGUUCUAUUGGCUGAUUGCGAACACGCCACAAUCCUCUAGUUUGAAUGAAAAUAUUCUUUUUGUAAAAGUGAGAAAGAAAAUUUGCUUCUUUAUUCGUUAACGAUCAAUGGAAACUAAGCAGAAACAAAGGUAAAAGAGUCUUAAAGUUCACCUUAAGUUAAAAUACUAACAUGUUCGUAAGAAGUCGUGGAGUAUGGUUUGGAUUUGCUGAAAAGAUGUUUACGUUUUGCUCGGCGAAAUCCAGAAAACAUGUUUUUAGCGAAGACGACUGUUAUCCUUCUUUAAACUUAUAUUCAUUUACGAACAUUGGCUGGUCAUUACGGCUUCUUGAGAAGACCUGGCAGCAGUUGUUUUUGUGACUAGUAAAUUUAUGUCUUCUUGUGUAAUUUGUGUUGUUAUUGCGAGAUAAAUUUUCCUGCUUAAGUCGGAUUGUCCCGGGAGAUAACAAAGUGCAUAACAAAUUUAAAAACAACAAUAAAAACGGAGAUUUUGCCUUUAAAUGUUGUUGAUGACCAGUUGGUGUCUGUUCUGUUCCCAGUGAAUGUCUUUCAGCCAAAAUUUGCUGCAGCUUGUCUUCGACAAAUUGGCGAAACGCGCAACUUGCGAGUUUUUUUUAAUUCGGCUUUAUUUUUGCUGCUUGUUGGAUCAGGAUCUAAAAGGUCAAUGCCGAUAGAAAAAUUGGGCAGUAUUUCACUGGUUUCUUCCAUAUUUUAAAGAGAAGGAAAAGUGCACUGCAGCUUAAAAGACAACAACUUUGCAGCCAGGUUUAAAAAAAAAAUGCUUACGUCAUGUUAUUUACGCACGGGCGUGCGUAAAUAAAGAUUUUGUUCAUAGCGGCUCAAUAGGACUUGUAUAGCACGCGCUAUGUUAUAAUUUAAUAUUUCUCAUAAAUUUUUCUCUUUAUGAGGUAUGAAUGAUAUUGAUCAGUCUUGGGACGUAAGGGGUUAAGAUAGUCUUGUUGCUUCAAACUAAAAGAUAAGAUUGUGUUUUCAUUAAUUUGCAGCUCAAUCUAUUUUGAUUCUAUCUGUUCUAUCUGAAUUAGUGUUACGAGAAGUGGCAACUAGAAACAAAUUAAAUUCAUCAGUCCAUGAAUCAAUCACCAAACAACUGAUUUUUUUAACUAUUUUCUUACUUCUUUGCAUCACGUAACUAUUUUUUUCCCCUCCAUUUUUUCAAUCAGCUUCGUCGCCGUCUAACAGCCUGCUUACAACCGUGGAAAAAAUAGAAAAAGCAGUUUACGAGGGACAGGCCCAUCGUUCUCUUUACCUCCAAACACCAACCAGAGUGAAAAAGAUCGAAGGCAUCAUCAAACUUGCCGCUCAGCAUGGCAACCGACAAUUUCUUCGCCAAGCACUUGGUCAUGCGCUGUACACUACCAUCAACAUACAGAAAAGCAAGCACUCUUCCCUGACUUCGCGUCGUAAAAAGCGAUGUGCAAUAUGCGUCAAUGCAGUUAAGAAAAUGAUGCAAUCAAUCAAAACGACCAUCGGAAAAGAUAAAUUUGACAAGGUUAUUGGCAACCAAAACGACAACAAGGCUACACUUAUGUUUGCGGUGGAUGACACGGGAAGUAUGUAUCAAGAAAUUCAAGCAGUCAAGGAUAUAGCAACUUACAUCGUCAAAAUCCCGAGGCCAAAUUUAGAAGUGGAUUACAUUUUGUCGCCUUUUGGAGACCCAGGUUUGUGAGUUCUUAAGUUAUACACUAGCUUAGUCAUCGAAAGUAUCCUUAACAGAUUAAAAACACUUCCUCAUGUAAUCGUUGGGUUAUGAAAGCAUAUACUAUCUUGAUUAUGGUCUUUUCUGGUAUUUGAUGUGCAAGUCAGUUGGAAGGGUUCCAACAGCUGCUUUAAAGCAAUCUUUCAGUUGUAAUAAUUAUAAGUACUAUUCAAGGUUUGAUAAGUGUAAAUGUCGACAAACACCUAUGAAAGAAAGACCAUGCACCUGGCUAAAAAAAAAUUGCACAAAACUCCAUCCAUAACUAAAGAGUCAACAAAAACUUCCUCAAAAUUAGAGACAACUUAAAACGUAGUGUCCUUAAAGUUAUUUUUGCUAGUUUACAUUUAAAAAGUAACUGUUUAAUGGGCGGGAAAUAAGAUCUAAGGAAUGUAAAUUCCAGUACUACGGCUUUCCCCUGUACGGUUGUGUUUAAAUUUGUCCCGAACGGCCAACUACAAUUUCCAAUCAAUUUUUCUCGCGCUCACCGCCAUGACUAAGCACCAAGCCCCACCCGACCAUCCCGUCCCCCUCCAACAUAAAUUCCGAAAUAAAACUAAUAAACUGAACACUGUCUUGAAUCUUGAUGAUAAAUUACUGAAUCACUUUAAGACCACUAAUCAGUGACGGCACAAUUUUCAUAUUGCCACUCAAAUCUCCAUUUCACACAGCCACUCACUGCGCUGAAAAUGAAAUCAUUAGCAGUAAUAUAACUCCAGACUGGUUAUUUAACCCUCUCAUGACAAGCAAAGAAACCUUUCAUAGCGGAGCUCCACGCGCGAGUGGAGCCCCAUAACUAAGAAAAUGUGGUAAUCUAUACAGCCGAGAAAUUUUUGGUAAUCACGUGACCUUACGUCCGCCCGUCCGUCCGUCCGUCCGUCCCCAGCACAGGGAAACCAAUGUGAAAUAUCACACUUUUUAUCUGGUGUGGGAACCUCAACCUAAUAUUUCACAUCCAUGUUGAGGUCGUUUGACAGCUGUUAAAAAAAGGUAUCCGCUAAUCAGAAUCACAUGACCGAUGGGGGCUCAGGUAUUGACCUAUCGGGGUUACAUGUUUUUUUUUUUGCGUCUCGGCUGACAAGUUACUAGUUUUCGGUUGAUCGCAGGCUGAACUUUUUUAACGGGAGCUUCGACCUAAUACUUGGCUAACUUUAUAUAUUACCAAAGAUGAAGACGUUAGACGUAGUUUCUAUCUUUUAACUCCUCAGAAAGUGGCAGAGCCGUAAAGAAAGGUGUUGGAAAAGGAAACGAAUUUAUUGACCAAAUUGAUGCCCUUUAUGCAAGUGGCGGAGGAGACUGUAAGGAGAUGGCCUUCACUGGAAUUCUGGACGCCCUGAAAAAAGGUCCUGUAAACAAGUCACCCCUGUACGUUUUUACAGAUGCACCACCGAAGGACGUCGCUUUGUUUGAUGCAGCAAGGGUCAAAAUGGAUACGCUAGGUGUACCAGUUUAUUUUUUUCUAACUAAAGGCUGUGGUGACGAAGCCGAUUACCUGCCGUUCAAGGAACUUGCCACGAAAACUUGUGGUCAGAUUUUUGAGCUGCCAAAAUCUAGGACUGAGAUCGCAAAGAUGAAGAGGUUUACAAAAGUGCUCCUUGAAGAGAGUGUAUGUAGUGGUGGAGUUGGACUGAGAUCGAUUAAGAAAAAACGGAGUGUUGCUGCAAAGGAAUACAAAUUGAUGGUAGAUGACACAAUGGACAAAAUAAUUGUAUCGAUCUCUAGUGCCAACAGCUCUCCAAAAAUAACACUCGAAGAUCCCCUGGGAAAUUCUGUUGGAAAGACCACGGUGUCGAAAGUGACAAUAUUUGAGGUGGCUAACCCAAAGCCUGGACUUUGGACGCUUACUGUACCACCUGACACUGGAAAACACACAUAUCUGUUCAAGGGAACCAGCAAAACCAACAUGGAUUUCGAUGUUAUCUUUGUCAUUCCCCGUGUAAGAGGAACGCCUAUACCAAUAUCACAUCCUCUUACUGGUGAGCCUUUAAUCAGCAUUAUAAUUAUAAAUGAUAAAUAGAAUAACAUGUGCCUGAGAGAGAAGAACUCGUCAUUAUCUUUAUUGUGCAAAUGACAUGGACUUUGAAAUAGAGAGGACUUACAAUGCCUUUCUUCUAAAGAAAACCUGAUGGGUAUUAAUUUCUCUCGAUACAUUAUAUUAUUCUCUUUUUUACAAUCAGUCUUUUGAAUCUUAAAAUCCUUUUUUAAGCGUGUGGUUAUGGUUCCGGCGUCUCGAUAGUCCAGCCCAACUUCUCGAUGGUUCCUGAGCUUUAAAACGGCCCGUUGCAUUUUCUAAUUGGCGGUAAUAAACCUAAUAGGAACUAAGCGAUACUCUUAUCAUAAAACUUGUGAAGUUAAUGUUGAGUUUUUUCCCACUUAAAAUGCAUUGUUAGGUUGAUGACUUCCACCUACCCCUCCCCUAACUCACCGUUAACAGUUACUUCCCACUUAGGACAAAAUGUUGGGUUAGGGGAGGGGGAGUAGGCUCUUUCCUAGAAACCCAAAUUGAUCUAACGUUUCUUCUUCAUCUUAUAUUCAGGAAAAUAUGCGCAUGUCGUCUUGAUAGUAAGAGAGGCUGAUAAGGUACAGUCAACAUCUCUGUACCUUAACAUCCUGAAGGAAGAUGGAAGCGUCCUUCGCACAGCGUCUGUCAGACCAGCUGGAACUACAAGUGGAGCACAUUUCUCGGCCACCUUUGCUACUCCAUCGGCCCCCUUCAAGCUGCAACUGAGGGGCAAGACCAAGAAAAACUUUGACUUUGAACGCAAUUCCAAGAUCACUAUACAACCUAGCCAUGUAAUGGUCAAGGCCAUCUAUUCCGGAAGUGAAUUCACGGUUCCCAAACACACCAAUGAAUCAGUCAUGUUUUUAGUCUACAACACUGGUGUUACUGAAAUGUUUGAUGUUGCAGUUGAAGGUACGUCAGUGUUCAACGCCCACUAUCAAAGAUCACACCUCGUCUACAAAGACCGUCUGGCCUUCAUUGACGUGUAUUUUUCCGCAUCGCCUUUGGCCGCCCCAGGAACCGCAGAGGGCGUGCUAGUCACUGUAACUGGUCGAACGUCGAAGGCCACUGCCAAGACCGUUGUGAGUUUGAUGGUUUCUUAA